AAUCACGUCUCAUACUCUCAUAGUAGCCAGCCAUUAUCAUCAUUGAUAUCGGUGCUACGAAGUCGGCGAAAUCUUUUUCGCUGUUUUUCCCAGUGUUGUUCGGCAGGCGGCUCGCUUGGCCGACGGUGCAGUGUAGUGCCUACGGCCGAGGACUAGGCUCGCGGACAAGAGACGAGUUUGUCGGCACCCGUUAGAGCGGCAAAAGUGCGCGGUCCGCACCAUUCGCCGACUGUGCCGAGUGCUGGUUAAGUGCAGACACACCGUCUUUCCUCUCGAGGCCCCGACCGACGAUUCCUGGGCACCCGGCGAAUGUCCAUUCAGCGGAUGAAAGGCCAAGGCAGUCAAGCGACUAACGGCCCCAAGGAGCACGUGAACGACCACGAGGACUUUGAAUCAUGGCGUACCCAGCCGCAUCACCCGCAGCAGCAAGGCUACAGCACGCCGAUUUCGACGUCGAUGGGCACCUCGGACCCGUACUACUACAGCACUACGUCCUUCCCCUACCAGACCUUUGGAGUCAACGACGGCACUUGGUCCAACGGCGGCGACCAGAUGACCUUCCUCGGCGGCUACGGUGGACAAAUGGCUGCAGCCGCCGCCCACGAGCCGUACAGCAUCGACGGGAUGUUCGGCACUGGAGGAUUCGGCACGUUCAACCAACAAGCAGCGGGCGCGUUUAACUACUUUCCGGGCAGUGGAGCGACCGAUUACUCGACAUGGGGCGGAGGGGCUGGCGGCGCCGGCUUGGGACGCAAUAAGCACUACGAGGACUACUACCGUGCCGCCUCCGACGCCUCUGGCGGCGGCUACAUUCCCCAGCAGCAGGCGCAGCAGCAGGGCGAUGACAGGGUCAAGGCUGUUGAGCAGGGCAUGCAGGGUCUCGGCCUCUCUGACAAGGACAAGGACAAAGACCUCAAGGACGGGCAGCCCCUCCCGGGCGGCACAAACAAGAAGCUGACGUGGGCCUCGGUGGCGAGCACGCCCGCUAAGCCGACGCCGCAGGUAAAAAAGAAGGCCGGGGGUCUGCUGCCGCCGCCGAUGCUUCAGACCAAGCACAACAUGGACAUCGGCACGUGGGAGGCGAAGAACGGCGGCGCGUCCCUCAAGCCCGUGGCCCCGCCGUCAGCGCAGCCCAGGGCCUCGUGGGCCACGCAGCCAGUCAACAUGCGCGGCCGGGCGCCCCAGCUGGGGCCCCCGCAGCAACAGCAGUACCCCCCUGUCGCCCCGGGCAUGACCGUCGCACCACCUGUUCUCCACCACCCCAUGCACCCACCUCAACCUGAUUUUUGUUCUAUGGCUCAGCCGCCGCCACCGUUGCCUCAACUGCAAAGCCAAAUCCCAUCCCCUCUGGCUCCGUCAGUUCCCGCACCUUCGCAUCCCAUCCUAGACGAGCUGAGGGAAAAGAACAAUUACAACCCCACCGACUACGACCUCUCGGCAAAAGGCGCCAGGUUUUUUGUCAUCAAGUCGUAUUCGGAGGAUGAUAUUCACAGGUCGAUAAAAUACGAAAUUUGGUGCAGCACGGAGCACGGCAACAAGCGGCUGGACGCAGCGUACCGGGAGCGCGAGGCAGCCAAGGGCAGCGUGCUGCUCUUCUUCUCUGUGAACGGUUCGGGUCACUUCUGUGGCAUGGCGUUGAUGACCUCGCCGGUGGACUAUCACGCGUCAUCUAGUGUGUGGUCGCAGGACAAGUGGAAGGGCCAGUUCAGGGUGCGCUGGGUGUACGUCAAGGACGUGCCAAACGUGCAGCUGCGCCACAUCAGGCUCGAGAACAACGAAGGCAAGCCGGUGACCAACUCGCGCGACACGCAGGAAGUGCCCUUCGAGAAGGGACGCCAGGUGCUCAAGAUCAUGCACCAGUACCGCCACUCCACCUCCAUCUUCGACGACUUUUCGCACUACGAGAAACGGCAGGAGGAGGAGGACUUCCGCAAGAACCAGCAGCAACACCAACCGCAGCCGCCGUCAAAGGAGCGAGGUGACGGUGGCGGGCGUGGGCGCGGUCGUGGCGGCCCUUCCAGGAACUGAGAAAAAGAGGAAAAAAUAGCAUCAGCCAAUUUUCUGCCAUUAUCCUUGAACCCUUUUGCAUAACACACAUACGGACACAUACACA
Molecule: messenger RNA, 2113 nt
Organism: Cloeon dipterum
Lineage: Eukaryota; Metazoa; Arthropoda; Insecta; Ephemeroptera; Baetidae
Gene: Ythdf
Product: YTH domain-containing family protein
Exons: 8
Coding region: 310-2028 (572 amino acids)
Biological process (GO): mRNA destabilization
Cellular component (GO): cytoplasm
Molecular function (GO): N6-methyladenosine-containing RNA reader activity; mRNA binding
Source: RefSeq, a predicted model, not a curated record